Prorocentrum cordatum is the source of this 1999-nucleotide messenger RNA. Lineage: Eukaryota; Dinophyceae; Prorocentrales; Prorocentraceae. The record is from the annotation of a GenBank genome assembly.
AGCCUCGCCGCCAGCGCCCAGCGCCCAAAGGGCCCGCGCAGCGCGCCAGGCCCCGGCCGCGCCCCGCGGGCAUGCCCGGCGCCCUCGGCGGCCCCUACCCGCACACGGCUGCUGCGGCGAGGGUGCCCGCGUUGGCCGCGGCGGGCGAGCUGGCCGUGCUGGGCCCGGGCUCGGCGAGGGCGGCCGCGGGGGGGGGCAGUGCUCGGAGAGCGCAGAAGGCGGCCGCGGAGGGCGUGGCGCUGCUGGCGCGGGCCGACGUCAGCGAGGAGUGGACCAAGGCGGACGACACGAAGAUCGCGAAGCUGCGGGGGAUCCUGUCGGCACUGCAGGAGUCGAACCAGAGCACGCAGCUGCUCCAAAAGGAGAGCGAGGAUUCAGCUGCUCAGCGAGCCUUGGAGGCUACUCGGAUCAACGUGGGUACGCGCAUGCAGGCGUGCAAGGAGAUGGAGGAAAUGUUUACUCAGAAGCAAAACGAGCUCCGGAGGCAUUGGCUAGAGGAGAAGAAGCGGUUAGACCAGCUGGAGGAUAACAUCCAGAAGAGCCAGAAGAGGUCCCAGGACGAGCGGCUUGAGUGCCGCAAGCUUGACGAGGACAUACGAAUCCUCGAGGGCGAGCUGGCUGAACAGGAGGCCGUGAAGGCUGGUGAGCAGAAGAGGAUCCGGCUCACCUGCAGGUGCAAGGAGUUCAUGGAGGAGGUCGCGACGGAGUGCGAAGGGGAUUUUGCUGAGGUCGAGGAGAUCAUCAACCGGUAUAACACACUUGAACAGGGCAACGUCGAGCUUCACGCGGCCAACGCGGAGGUGGUCGGACGCCUCGACGAGCUGCGCGAGAGAUACCAGCGGGAGUCGUCGGCGCUGCAGAAUGAGCACCUGCAGGUCAGCAGCAAGUUGCACGACUGCCAGGGGCGGCUGGAACACGCGCGUGUGCAGAGCCAGCAAGUAGAACAGAGUCUGAACCGCGCUCUCGAGGAGAAGUCCAAAGACGAAAGCGAGGUCGGCGUGAUCAAGAUGGCGAUCGAGCAGCUCUUCGAGAGAGCACUCGCGUCCUGCAGGGUGGAGCAGCGGAGGAAGGCCAUGCGCGACGCGAUCGACUCCAAGUACGCGCCGGUCCGCAUGGACAAGUCCGACUGGCGUUUCGACGAGAUGCUGCGGCAGAUAGGCGAGCGGGUGGAGGACCUCAGGGACAUGCACAGACACGGGCACGAGAAGCCGCGGGGGCGCGAGGUGCCGCUCCGGCCGGCCGAGGGCGACGAGGCCAUCGGCGAGGUCAGCUUCGUGGUCGAGGCCCAGGUCACCAUGACGCCGAAGCAGGCCUCCGGCUCGGGCGCCCCGAGCCUCGGCCAGGCGCCCGCCCGGGCGGGCGCCGCGCGGGCCCAGGCGCGGUCUGCCGAGGCUCCGGCGGAACCACGGCAGGAGACGUUCGUGACGCAGGAGUGAGGUUUGCGAGGCCUUCGAGGAAAGGGUCGAUGGUCCUGGCCGUGCUUUUUGGAUGCGUGUGUAUGCUUGGCCGAAUUUGAUUACCGGUCUCGACCUGCAACCCAGAGAGGGACAGGCGCUGUCUAGGGGCAACCGACUCUUUGCCCUCGCUUGUAGAAGGUGUGUACAGCCUAAUUGUGUAUCACUGAUGCCCCUAGCCCAAUACAGGCUAGAGAUCGGGCCUGUUUCGCUGUCGCGUCGAGCGUCCAACUUGAUGAUGCUCAACUGUGUCUUUAUUUUAGCAGCCUUGCAGCGGUGAUGUGCGCUGGCCUUUCUUCUUCUCUUGUUGUUCCUCUCCCUCUCUCUCGCUCUCUGUCUGCACUCGCCUCUUGCACUGCCCCCCUCCUGCCCCCCCAGGCCAACCUCCUCUGCCUCCCAAUUCUUCGGUGGCUAGCGCUCCUUACGCAGAUUGCGCCCGGGUGGGGAUCACUGAGAGGCGGCGCGGGUGCGAUCAGCGCAACGCCAGCGCUCGGGCCUGGACGCCUGAGGACAAGCAGAGCGGGGCAGCGAUCCUCAUGCACCUC